AUGGCCCCCUUGAAGUCACCAGGCCCCGAUGGUUUUGGUGCUUGCUUCUACCAAAACCACUGGGAAACAGUGGGAGAUGAUGUGUGUGCAACAGUACUUGAUUAUCUGAAAGUGGGGCAAUCAACAGAAAAACAAUGGUUGUCAACUCCAUCAUCCUAUUGUGUCCAAUCCCCUAUCUCAAAGCUGGAUGCUAAUGCAAAAGCCAAAGACCUGAUUGAUGAUGAGCAGAAGGAGUGGGAUGAGAGGUUUAUCAGAUCAGUUUUCAAUGAGGAAGAAGCUGAUCACAUAUACAAUAUCCCUAUAAGUAAAAGGGAUGUGGAGGACAAGCUGGUUUGGGGGAAUAAGGCAGUGGUGGGGGAAACUUCAAGGGAGGCUGAGAUAGAUAACAAGCGGAAGAAAAUAUGGGACAUGCAUAUAACUGGAAAGGUAAGAAUUUUCAUGUGGAAGGCAAGGAACAACCUUCUUGCUACUAGGAGUAAUUUGUUUCUUAAAAAAAUAGUUGAAAACCCUUUAUGCCGUAUAUGUUUGCAAGAUGAAGAGAUAAUGAUGCAUGUUCUUUGGCAUUGCUCUGCUGCUAAUGAUGUGUGGGUUGUGGCUCACAAACCAAUUCAGAAGUGGAGAGUAAAUGAAGAUGAUCUGUUAAACCUGUGGGAGGAUUUGACAGGAAAGCUCAGUAAGUGUGAGUUAGAGGAGGCAUCAGUCAUCAUAAAGGGUUUGUGGAUUAGAAUAAACGUUUUUAUUUUUGAAAACAAGUUCCUUAGCCUGAGUAGUGUUAUCAAAUUAGCCAAAGAAAAUUUAGAAGAACUCCUUUCAACUGAGGAUGGAGCAGUGGAGUCAGGAAAUCCUAGCAGUCGUGUAGAUAUGCUCCAGAAGUGGAAAGCACCAAUAGAAAACUGCUUCAAGGCAAACUGGGAUGCAACUUUUGACAUCAAGCAGAGGAAAAUGGGGAUACAAAUUAUAAUUAGAGAUGAGAAAGGGGAAGUUAUAGCAGCUUACUAUGGGUCGAAAGGCAAUGUGGAACAACCAGCCACAAUAGUGUUUUGCACUAAGGAAAGCCAUGGAACUAUACAAUGA
Molecule: messenger RNA, 1074 nt
Organism: Juglans microcarpa x Juglans regia
Lineage: Eukaryota; Viridiplantae; Streptophyta; Magnoliopsida; Fagales; Juglandaceae
Exons: 3
Coding region: 1-1074 (357 amino acids)
Source: RefSeq, a predicted model, not a curated record